Messenger RNA from Wyeomyia smithii (pitcher-plant mosquito), 959 nucleotides. It is a transcript of the gene Atg10, whose product is annotated as ubiquitin-like-conjugating enzyme ATG10. The transcript is spliced from 2 exons. NCBI's taxonomy places the organism in Eukaryota, Metazoa, Arthropoda, Insecta, Diptera, Culicidae. The record is from RefSeq and is a predicted model, not a curated record. Gene Ontology annotation, molecular function: Atg12 transferase activity. Gene Ontology annotation, cellular component: intracellular anatomical structure. Bases 73 to 660 code for a protein of 195 amino acids. Gene Ontology annotation, biological process: macroautophagy; protein lipidation; protein modification by small protein conjugation.
CCUAUGCAGCAUAAAUAACGUAAACACCGAGCGACUUUGGUGGGGUGGCUAAAGCAUAAAUAGAAAUUCACCAUGGGACGAACUUUGACAGAGCUGGAAUUUGUGACCGCGGCCCGGCAGUUUUAUGAUUUUUCCCGGCAAAUAUCGGACAACUGGGAGCUUGUAGAAGGAUCUUCAACCAAUGUGGUUUAUCUGAAAAAGCAGUGGAAACAGUCGUUAAAUCUAUCGAUUGGUCAACCAGCCACAGAAACUGUUUGCGAUGAGCUACCUGUUGUAAAGGAUUCGUCCAGUGCUGAGCCGGAAGAUGCUUGCUUGCUUUACAACUGUGAAUAUCACGUCGUGUACAGUAUUAGCUAUCAGGUUCCAGUUUUAUACUUCAAUAUCUAUAAGUCAGAUGGAAGCAUGCUAACUCUAGAGGAGGCAUGGAAAGGAUUUCAAGAGUUUUGCGGUGAGAGCCGAGAACAGUUGCGACAAACUUUAACCCAAAUGGAACAUCCCGUACUGUUUAGGCCCUUCCUAGCGCUGCAUCCUUGCCGAACCUCAAAGGUUCUCGAAAAUGUAAGCACGAACGGAAACGUGAUUGUGGCGUUUGUUUCCUCCUACGGUCCAUUCAUUAAUUUAAAUCUUGAUAUAAGAUAUGCAGCAUUAACUCAACAUUAAGAACUUUGUAAAGUCUUAUGUAAUAUUUAAGUCUUAUUGAAUGGAUGGAAAAUGAAUCUUUUUAACGUAACUACUAAUAACAUGCUUGUGAAUACUUACUACACGAGCCAGUUAAUAUAAGCUUUACGUAAAGAAAAGUUCAUUUUUCACUCUCGAAAUACCAAAAUUUGUAACGUUAAUCCAACACUUGGCGCAAUAUUCAAAUCCUGUGUAACAGCUUCGCUUUCUUAAUACAUACAUAAGGUAAGAUUGUACUGAGCUGUAAAUAAAUAUAUGUCGGUUAAAUAAAUUUUAUUCAU